Gossypium raimondii (Peruvian cotton) is the source of this 1320-nucleotide messenger RNA. Its product is annotated as chaperone protein dnaJ 50. The record is from RefSeq and is a predicted model, not a curated record. NCBI's taxonomy places the organism in Eukaryota, Viridiplantae, Streptophyta, Magnoliopsida, Malvales, Malvaceae. The transcript is spliced from 10 exons. The coding region runs from base 77 to 979 and encodes 300 amino acids. Gene Ontology annotation, cellular component: endoplasmic reticulum membrane. Gene Ontology annotation, biological process: protein folding.
AACCUGUUUCCAUCUAUACAGCAACAACAACAACCGAAGCCAUUUCGAAGGAAAACCAUAGAAGGGAAAAUCAAAGAUGGCGCCACCGGCAACUAUACGGUGGUGCGCGCUCGUAUUGACGCUCUUUUUAUCUCUCUAUAUCUCACCGUCGAUCGCCAUUUACUGCGACGAAGACGAUUGUUAUGAUCUCCUAGGGGUUUCUCAAUCUGCUAAUGCCUCGGAGAUCAAGAAAGCUUAUUAUAAGCUCUCCUUGAAAUAUCAUCCGGAUAAGAAUCCAGAUCCGGAAUCUAGAAAGCUGUUUGUGAAAAUUGCCAAUGCGUAUGAGAUUCUGAAAGAUGAAGCCACAAGGGAGCAGUAUGAUUAUGCAAUUGCACAUCCAGAGGAGGUGUUUUACAAUACAGCUCGUUACUAUCGUGCAUAUUAUGGUCACAAAACGGAUACUCGUGCUGUCCUUGUUGGUGUUCUGCUGAUUCUUUCGGUGUUUCAAUAUUUCAAUCGGUUGACAAGGUAUAAUCAGGCUGUAGAUAUGGUGAAGAAGACACCUGCUUACAAAAACAGACUGCGGGCGUUAGAACUUGAACGCAGUGGAGGAACUACAAAUAAGAAGAAGAGUAACAGGCAAAUUGUCAAGAAAAAGGAGGAAGAUCUCAGCAAUGAACUUGAGCUGGACAUUAAGGGAGCUGAAAAGCCAUCCAUCUGGGAAUUAGUUGGUGUCCGUUUCAUUCUCCUCCCUUACACUAUAGGCAAGCUAUUGUUGUGGUAUGGCUGUUGGUUCUGGAGAUACAAAGUCAAACAAGCUCCAUAUUCUUGGGAAGACGCAGCUUACCUGACGAGAAACUCCCUCAGAGUGCCUCUUGAUGCGUGGCUAAACAUUGAUGAAUCAACAAAGGAGGACCUUCUCCAGAGACGGUUAUGGAUAAAGUCCAACUUAGAUAGCUACUUAUCAGAAAUGCGGAAAGAGCAUAAACGCAGAAGAUAGGAAAGCUCUAUCACAUUGCUUGCUCGAGAUUGUUCACGGAAACUUCUACAUUCAAGGAAAAAAAAAACCCCUUUUUACUCAUAAGGUGAUUUUGAUUUUAUUUAUACUAGAAAGAAGAGAAGACAGUUAUUGCUGAUCACCAAAUUUUGAUGAGGAAAGCAUCCGAAUCUAAUUCUUCUAGCAAGGGUACUCUAGCAUAAUCUUUUAUAUUUCUAAAUACGAAGUUAUAGUUUUAGAUAGCUGUGUUGAUGUUCUAGUAAUUGCUGAUCAGCUAUAUUCAUAUAUGAAAUCAUGCUAACUCGUAUCACUGAUGAUAAAUUGUUUGAGUUACUCGUUUGUGA